AUGUCUAAAAAGCAAAAUACAAAAGAUCCGUCUGGGUUUAUUUUUGAUGUGCAGUCCAAUACUGUGAUGGCCCAAGGAGGAACCUUUGAAAACAUGAAGGAGAAGAUCAGCGCGGUGCGUGCGAUAGUCCCCAACAGGAGCAACAACGAGAUCGUCCUUGUGCUGCAGCAUUUUGACAACUGCGUGGACAAAACGGUGCAAGCCUUUAUGGAAGGCAAUGCCAGUGAAGUACUGAAAGAAUGGACUGUAACAGGCAAAAAAAAGAACAAGAAGAAGAAAACCAAACCGAAACCACAAACUGAAUUGAGUGCUGGCCUCCCAGACCCCAGUAAAUUGGUGUCCACUGAAGAGGAGCAGUUGGCAAACUCGGAGAAGGGUGGAAUUAACGGUUUCCAUGUCAACGGCUGUGCCCACGACACAGAGUCUGUGGACUCGCUCAGCGAAGGUUUGGAUGCACUUUCAAUUGAUGCCAGAGAGCUGGAGGAUUGCGAGUCUGCUGCACCAGACAUGCCUGAUAGAACAGCAGUGCCUGAACUAGAGAAUGGAAUAGCAGACUUUGACACAAAAUCGCUCAUCCUGCAUCCUUCCCAGAGCCCUUCGUCUCUUAGACAGCGGCCUGAGCAGAGGAGCGCUAGCAGGUCUCUGUCCAGAUCAACAGCGAACAAUUCGACUCCUGCAUCCCUGUCUGUAACGCGGCUGGAAGAUGUUCCAGUUUCACCUGCAAACAAGAAGUUAGGUUCUAAUAUUGAAAAAUCAGUGAAGGAUCUCCAGCGCUGCACCGUUUCACUGGCUCGGUACCGGGUUGUGGUGAAGGAGGAAAUGGAUGCUUCCAUUAAGAAGAUGAAGCAGGUCUUUGCUGAGCUGCAGAGUAGCCUUAUGGAUCGGGAGGUGGCGUUGCUGGCUGAGAUGGACAAAGUGAAAGCAGAAGCAAUGGAAAUUCUGGUCAGCCGCCAGAAGAAGGCAGAAGCCCUGAAGAAGAUGACUGAUGUGGCGGUGCGAAUGUCGGAGGAGCAGCUGGUCGAGCUCAGAGCUGACAUAAAGCACUUUGUGAGCGAACGGAAGUACGACGAGGACCUGGGCCGGGUGGCGCGGUUCACGUGUGACCUUGAGGCGCUGAAGAAGAGCAUCGCCUCGUUCGGCCAAGUUUCCCAUCCAAAGAACAGCUACUCCACCCGAUCGCGGUGCAGCUCUGUCACA
Messenger RNA from Balearica regulorum gibbericeps (East African grey crowned-crane), 1197 nucleotides. NCBI's taxonomy places the organism in Eukaryota, Metazoa, Chordata, Aves, Gruiformes, Gruidae. The record is from RefSeq and is a predicted model, not a curated record.